AAGCCACCAAGCUUCAUCUACCGUCUCAGUUAUUCAGAACCCAUACACGACUGAACAACAUUGUGUCUCGCCUAGUUCAAGAUGGCGCAGCAGUUCGUUCAGGCCAAAAUCAAAGGCGACAAAGUGGUUGUCUUCAUUAAGCCCACAUGUUCGUACUGCAUCAUGGCCAAGGAUGUUUUGUCCAAGUACCAGUUCAAGCCGGGACAUUUGGAGUGUGUUGAUAUCAGCACGCACCGAGACAUGGGCAGCAUGCAGGACUACUUCCUGGAACUGACCGGAGCUCGCACCGUCCCACGCGUGUUCAUCGGGGAGGAGUGUGUUGGAGGUGGCAGUGAUGUGGAAGCGCUACAUGACAGUGGAAAACUGAAGGGAAUGCUGCAAUCCAUUGGGGCCCUGCAGUGACCUUUGCUGGACCUGCAGGUGAUGUCACAUGACCAUACAGCGGGACUUGCGUAAUUUGCGUCGCCGCUGCUGAUACUCGCUGAGCUCCUGCAAAUAUCCUCUGGACGGCCAGCGCAGCCUCUCCACCUGCUCCCGCUCCUCCUCUGGAAGACACCCACACAUACACGCAUAACUUUCCUGUACUGUACACAAUUUCGCAUCCUCAAUGCUGGAAUGGAUGUUGUUUACUCUUUACAUACUACGCUAUUGCGCUUGACCUUUGGCCUUUCUCUUGUGCCCUUCAGUGCCCGUCCGAUGACAGUAAAAAGUCUUGUAUGCAUAAGGGAUGACAAUAAAAUAUGCUAAUGAUACAAACUUGCACCAAGUUGAUUUACUCACCUGCAGGAAGUACCAGGUCCUUAGUAGCGGCAGCAUGUUUAUUAUAGGGGAGGCGAGGCCUGUCCUCAUAACAAAUUUUGCUGGACCAUAAUUGUCCGAGAAAUUAUUGCCAACAACCGAUAUUGUCAAUAUUUUGAGACCAUUUUUCAUGAAUGUAAUGAUAAUAUAUGGCAUAAUAAUGCGAGUACACCGUAUCAAAAGCAAUAUACUUUAAUUUCUCAAGAGUAUUUAACAUUGCAAUUGGAAUGUCCCAAGCUUUUAAAUACAAUAAAUCCUAAAGACAAAAAAAACAAUGAAUAUAAAAUGGGACUCUCAGUCUCUCUUGGCAAAAACUGCAUUGGAAAUAAAAGUCACAAUCGCAGUAUUUCUGAUCUGA
This is a messenger RNA of Dunckerocampus dactyliophorus (ringed pipefish), 1156 nucleotides long. It is a transcript of the gene glrx, whose product is annotated as glutaredoxin (thioltransferase). The transcript has 4 exons. NCBI's taxonomy places the organism in Eukaryota, Metazoa, Chordata, Actinopteri, Syngnathiformes, Syngnathidae. The coding region runs from base 82 to 402 and encodes 106 amino acids. The record is from RefSeq and is a predicted model, not a curated record.